CGAACUCGCGGCCGACCCAGCACCCGCGGGUUGGGAAGGGUUAAAGAGGCGCGUCGGUGGGUCGCGGACUGUCCGGCUGCCUCCGCCUCCUUCGGUCGGAUCCCCGUUCUCCCGCGGCUGCGCCGGCUCGGCCGCCCGGGAAACAAAGCGCCACCGCGGCUGCGGCCACCGAGCAAGUCCCAGACCAUGGCCGGGCGGUCCCCUGGCUCCGCGCCUCCAGUCCGGCCGUCGCCGUCGCCCUAGGCCGCGCCGCGAGAUGUGGAAACAGAGGCCCAUAGAGGCUUAAAGCUUGCCUGGGGUCACACAGCCUGGACACUGCAGAGCUGACAUUUGAAUCCAGAGAAGAGCAAGCUGAAACCAGAACUGGGCAGAGGGCAGGGAAGUGAGCAGUGGCCUGAGAGGCCCCGAGCCCCCGCAGGCCCCGCCAUGAAGCUGAACGAGCGCAGCCUGGCCUUCUACGCCACGUGCGAUGCCCCGGCCGACAACGCGGGCUUCCUGUACAAGAAGGGCGGCCGGCACGCAGCCUACCACCGCCGCUGGUUCGUGCUGCGCGGCAACAUGCUCUUCUACUUCGAGGAUGCCGCCAGCCGCGAGCCCGUGGGCGUCAUCAUCCUGGAGGGCUGCACCGUGGAGCUGGUGGAGGCCGCCGAGGAGUUCGCCUUCGCGGUGCGCUUCGCCGGGUCCCGGGCCCGCACCUACGUGCUGGCGGCUGAGAGCCAGGCCGCCAUGGAGGGCUGGGUGAAGGCGCUAUCGCGGGCCAGCUUCGACUACCUGCGCCUGGUGGUGCGCGAGCUGGAGCAGCAGCUGGAGGCGGUGCGCGCGGGCGGCCGCCCACCCCCGGCCCCCCGGCCCCGCGCCCUCCCGCCCAAGGAGAACGGCUGUGCGGUCUGGAGCGCCGAGCCCCCCGCCACCCCCGCGGCCGCCGCCCCUGCCUCCCUGCCCGCCCCGCCACUGCCGCCCCGCCGGCGGGCCUCGGUGCCCAACGGGCCUCUGGACUCAGUCCCCUUCACCCAGCUGCACGAGUGGUACGGACAGGAGGUCAGGGCGCUGAGGAGCCAGUGGCUCAGGAGCCAGGCCCAGCUCUGAGGAUGGGGUGAGGGCCUGAACUGCGGGGUAGUGGUCAAGGCCUUGAGUCAGCAGGGGUCCUGGUUCUGGUGCCACUCCAGCCCCAGACCUUGCUUGGACAAGCCCAGCCCUGAGACACUGGGGGACCUGGUCCUGAGGGAAGGAGUGGCCAGGGUCGGCCCUGAGGUCCCUGUCCGACCUGCUUUUGGAGACUCAGGCUCUGAGAAGACGCUGAGUUCUGAGGAGUACUCUGGGACCUCAGAGGAGUAACUCAGAGAAAGCCCACCUUGAGGGGGCCAUCGUGUCCCGUUCUCAGGAGAAUCCAGACCCGGAAUGAGCCUCAAGCAGCUGGAGGGCUGGUUUCGUGGGAACUGUAGCCCCAAACCCAGACCUGCAGGUGCCCUGGUCUCCUGGCUGGGAGUCACCCAGGGAGGCUUGUUGCUGGCAGCAGGCCUCGGCUGGGGUGACUGGGACAUGCGGGGAUCUGUGGCUUGGAAGGCAUGUGCCCAGUCAGCCGUGGUGCGGAGGCUCCAGACUGGGCCUCCAAUGGACAGAGAGGAGGUGGGGUUGUGCUACACAGCAUCUGGGCCUGACCUCCUUUUGCCCCCAGGGCCCACCAGAGGAGCAGCCUGGCUCCUGGCCGCCUGCCUGCCUCCAGAAGCAGCAGGUACAGAAGGCAGCACAGGCGUGGGUUUUCCUGUGAGAUCAGUACCGUGAGAUCGCCUGGUCCCCAGGGCUUCUCACCUGGAGUGAGGCUGAGGCAGGACUUUACCCUGGGGCCUCAGCCAGGCCUUGAGGUGGUGCUCUGGGCACAGUAGUGGCCUUCUGGCCGUGGGCCAUGUCUGUGUUCCUGUGAGAGUGCUCACGCUCUCCCUACACUCCUUAACCACAUCUUUCACCCCUGGCCUGGGGUGGCGCCUCUCAGGAGGUCACCUGACCAUGUCCAGUCCUGGACUGGGCAGCUUUGGCCUGAGCUGACUUUCUAGCAGGUUUCCUCAGGGAGGAGGGGCCACGAGCUGACUCAGAGCCUAGAAAGGGCCCAGAUGCCAAUCUGAUAGGGGCAAAGAAACAGCUGAGAAGCCAUGUUUGGCUUCUAGAACCCUCUUCCUCUUUCACAGCCCCUCUCUGAGCUCACAGACUCAGCCCUCCUCUCAGCCAUAAUAUUCCGAGAGGGAGACCAGGUCUUACUUUGCUUCGAGACCAACUUCUGUUUCACUCUGUUCACUCACCACAGUGGCCAUUCUUCAUCCAGGGAGAAUCUCAGGGGCCCUGGGGUACCCUUGACCCUCCACCCAGGUCAUGUUUACAGUCCUCAGUGCCCCCACAUGGGGACCCCCCUGAGGAUACCUCCACUUCAAUCUUUAUUUCCCCAGGUUCCUUCUUGGUGACAGACUCAGCUCUUGAUCCCUUUCUGCUGCCUUUGGGGACCCUGAGCACAGGGAAGAGUGGGGAUGCUGUCUGUGUGUCUGCAGUCACCAGCUCACUGCUGGCUCAGUUGACUGGGGCUUCAAUUUUAAUUUAAUUUUAAUACUUAGGGUGUUUCCCCCCCCAUCCCCCAGAGCAACAAAGCUUGGUGUUUCACUACUUUGGUUUUUCAUUGGCUGGUGGGAAGGGUUAGGGUGCCCUGGUCUGGGCUUGGCCAGUGGAGGAGGGGGUGCUAGUUGGCUCUCUCCCCAGGGAGAGGGCAGGAGGCCUUGUGGAGACACGCACCUCAAGGAUGCCACCUGGUUCUCUGCCUUCUCCCUGGCAAGCCUCUGGGGCUCUUGGGUACACUUUCCAACCCCCCUUCCUCAUGCCUUGAGUGGUGGGGGUGGGGAUGGCAGCUCUCAUCUGUAGGCUCUAGGUCUCAGGGUGUUGGAGUGGCCCGGUGCCCCUGUCCUGGCCAGACCUAGCUGUGGGGUGAGGUGUUGGCCUCAGUCCUGUGUAAGUUUACAAGCUCUAAAGGUACAAUCCCCCUACACCCCCCACCAAAGCACAACAUGGGGUCAGGCUGCUUCUUGAGUUGGGUGCUGGAGAGCUAUCGGGCAGCCGGGGAGAAGGAUAUAAAGGCUAAAAUAAAAUAAAGUGUAUCAAGUAA
Messenger RNA from Phacochoerus africanus (Common warthog), 3142 nucleotides. RefSeq names its product PH domain containing endocytic trafficking adaptor 1 (gene PHETA1). The record is from RefSeq and is a predicted model, not a curated record. The transcript is spliced from 3 exons. Bases 427 to 1086 code for a protein of 219 amino acids. Gene Ontology annotation, biological process: endosome organization; receptor recycling; retrograde transport, endosome to Golgi. NCBI's taxonomy places the organism in Eukaryota, Metazoa, Chordata, Mammalia, Artiodactyla, Suidae. Gene Ontology annotation, cellular component: recycling endosome; early endosome; trans-Golgi network.